Molecule: messenger RNA, 6404 nt
Organism: Gavia stellata (red-throated loon)
Lineage: Eukaryota; Metazoa; Chordata; Aves; Gaviiformes; Gaviidae
Gene: PRKAA2
Product: protein kinase AMP-activated catalytic subunit alpha 2
Exons: 10
Coding region: 33-1691 (552 amino acids)
Biological process (GO): intracellular signal transduction; protein phosphorylation
Cellular component (GO): cytoplasm
Molecular function (GO): ATP binding; AMP-activated protein kinase activity
Source: RefSeq, a predicted model, not a curated record
UGUGCAUUGUGGUCCGUCGGCGGGGGGCGAACAUGGCCGAGAAGCAGAAGCACGACGGGCGGGUGAAGAUCGGCCACUACGUGCUGGGAGACACGCUGGGGGUCGGCACCUUCGGCAAAGUCAAGAUUGGCGAACACCAGCUGACGGGGCACAAAGUAGCAGUAAAAAUACUCAACAGACAGAAAAUACGUAGCCUGGAUGUGGUUGGGAAGAUCAAACGAGAAAUUCAAAACCUUAAACUCUUUCGGCACCCUCAUAUUAUCAAACUGUACCAGGUCAUCAGCACACCAACAGACUUCUUCAUGGUCAUGGAAUACGUAUCUGGCGGUGAAUUAUUUGAUUACAUCUGUAAGCACGGACGUGUUGAAGAGGCAGAAGCUCGACGCCUUUUCCAGCAGAUUCUCUCCGCGGUGGAUUACUGCCACAGACACAUGGUUGUCCACCGAGACCUCAAACCAGAGAACGUGCUGCUGGACGCACACAUGAAUGCAAAGAUAGCUGAUUUUGGCUUGUCCAACAUGAUGUCAGAUGGCGAAUUUCUACGCACCAGCUGUGGUUCCCCAAAUUAUGCAGCCCCUGAAGUCAUCUCUGGAAGGCUAUACGCUGGCCCGGAGGUGGACAUCUGGAGCUGCGGCGUUAUCCUCUACGCCCUUCUCUGCGGCACUCUGCCUUUCGACGACGAGCACGUCCCCACCCUCUUCAAGAAGAUCCGAGGAGGUGUGUUUUACAUCCCAGAAUACCUCAACCGCUCCGUUGCCACUCUCCUCAUGCACAUGCUGCAGGUUGACCCCCUCAAGCGAGCAACUAUCAAGGACAUCAGGGAACACGAGUGGUUUAAGGAGGAGCUGCCCAGUUAUCUAUUCCCGGAGGACCCUUCCUAUGAUGCCACCGUCAUCGAUGACGACGCGGUUCGGGAAGUUUGUGAGAAGUUUGAAUGCACGGAGUCGGAGGUGAUGAACAGCCUGUACAGCGGUGACCCUCAGGACCAGCUGGCGGUGGCUUACCACCUCGUCAUCGACAACCGGCGGAUCAUGAACCAAGCCAGCGAGUUCUACCUCGCCUCCAGCCCCCCCACCGGCUCCUUCAUGGACGACAGCACCAUGCACAUCCCUCCCGGGGUGAAGCCGCACCCCGAGCGGAUGCCGCCGUUGAUAGCGGAUAGCCCCAAAGCACGAUGUCCUUUGGAUGCCCUCAACACCACGAAGCCGAAACCCCUGACUGUCAAAAAGGCCAAGUGGCACCUGGGAAUCCGCAGCCAGAGCAAACCCUAUGACAUCAUGGCCGAGGUGUACCGUGCUAUGAAACAGCUGGACUUCGAGUGGAAGGUGGUGAACUCCUACCAUCUCAGAGUGCGCCGCAAGAACCCGGUGACGGGCAAUUACGUGAAGAUGAGCCUGCAGCUCUACCAGGUCGACAACCGGAGCUAUCUCUUGGACUUCAAAAGCAUCGAUGACGACGUGAUGGAGCAGAGGUCCGGCUCGUCCACACCACAGCGCUCCUGCUCCGCCGCCGGCUUGCACCGGCCGAGGCUGAGCAUCGAUGCCGCUGCAGCCGCCGAGUGCCAGUCACUGAUGGGCUCCCUGAGCGGCUCCUUCGUGGGCAGCAUCCCCACGGUGACGCCGCGCCUGGGGAGCCACACCAUGGACUUCUUCGAGAUGUGCGCCAGCCUGAUCAUGGCCCUGGCUCGCUGACGGGCAGCACCAAGGCACCGGGCCCUUCGCACACGGAAGCCUUCGCCCGUUGUCAGCACCCUAAAAUCGCUGCCAAAUCUGCCUUCCCUGCCUUCCCCGCUCGCAGCUUCGCGCCGCUGGAGACUCGCUUUUCAUGCCGAAGGGCUCUCCCGUCCUGCUGCUGCUCACCGGACUGUGACCUUCACCACUCCGCUGAUAAGGCAGGGAUAUCUGUGUUCAGACUUUUACUCUUUCUUUACUACUGGCUAUCUGAAGGAUAGGAUUUUAUUUUUUAAGACAAACUACAGGGAUUUUUAAGGUUAAAUUCUUGUUAUUCAAGGGUAAGCUCUAAUGCAUGUGUGACUUCUUUGUUUAAAAGAAUUAUUAUUUUUGAUUACAUAGGCUUAAUCUAAUGGGCAGCGUUGGCAUCUGCUUGGCUUCGCUAUGGUAUUUAAUUCCAUUUACUUGAUUGCGAAGGAACGUAAUAGUCUAAUCAGUCAAGGAACAAAUGCUUUACGAAAACUUUGCCAAAAAAAUCCUGGGUGGGUUUUUUUUUUUCUUUUUUUUUUUUUUUUUGUUUAAGAAACAAAGCGAAGGAGAACUUUUGCUCGUCCCAGGUAUGUGCUCAUUCAACUGUAAAAAAAUUUAAUCCAUCUUUUUGAUAGCUUCUUAUGACCCAUCAAGGUUUUUUGCUAGGUUUUUUUGUACAGUUGCACUUUAAUUUAUACUUUCUGCAAGUUUCUAUGAGAAGCAAGGAAGAGAACGACACAUUCAGCCUUUUGUACUAAUCAUUUUAGGUAACGAAGACAAAUACGGGAUAUUUUUGCCAUCUACUGGCAGUUAAGUGGACGUUUUCAGCUUGAAGUCCCUUUUUUUUAAAAACACAAGAUUGCCUUACUUUUGUUACAGAUUACGCUUGGAUUUUCACUAAUGCGACUUUACAGCUCCAAUUUUUCCAGAAGGCGCACAAAGUAGAAAACUUCCAAAAAAAAAAAAAGAGUUUUGCUGUUAAGUUCUUGUACGCUAAAUCCAACGCAGCAGUGGUUGGAUUAUAAACCCAGCAGCAGAACAGUUUUGUUUUUAAAAGAAACACUGGAAAUAUUUGUAGUACUCCUAGGUUUUGUAAUGAGCUUUUUAUUAUAUUAUCAUUAUUAAAUAAAUACUCUGGGGUGGAGGAUGGCUUUGGUACUGUGCCUGGUGGCUAUCAGAUGAUGCGCGACUCCAGUGCUGUGGUGUGAGCGGGUCAUACCUGGUGAGGAUGGAGAAUCCAGACUCCUGCAUGCAAAAAACCCCACCCCAGAGCCAAAGCUGAGCAGCACAUGGCUCUUUAGCAGCUUUCGGAUCAGCACUGGGACACAAGCAAACAGCCUUGAAUGGUUUUGGGUGCUGGAGAUAAGCCCCAUUGGAAAGGAGCAGGAGAGGGCGGCUGAGCGGCUGUAGGGACAGACAUUAGUUUUCGUCCAAGAAACAGCUACAAGUGUCCAUACCCCCGCUGUGAAAUGUCUUUGAAAUGGAAAAGGCUGUUUAAAUCAACAUUCGCAACGGAGCAUCCUGCCAAGUCGCUUGUCCUGGAAACACCAGCAGCCCAGUUGACAAGGGGCUGGUGCGUUAGGUAUCAUCUGCAGUUCAGAAGUAUGGAGAUGUACAGAUGUCUUGCCUUAAAAUGACACUUGUCCUCUGGGAUUUCUUACCCAGCAGAACUAAUAGUAUUAAACGGCAGCAAAUGCCCUUGGGAGGAAAUAUUUGCUUCCUGGGGGCGGGUGGGAUUUCUAGGUGGUAGGGUAAGCCCUGUGGCACUUGGCAUCUUCUCAGACCCAUGCAAACAUUAACUCUUAUAUGGAUCUGCAAAACCAGGACUGCCUAGAAGGCAACGAGAGCGUCUCAGUUUUCCAUAUGGAGAGAAAGAAAGAGAUGAAGCAACUUUCCUGCUCGAUGUCAGCAGAGGCAGUGGAGCGAGUGGGACCGAUGGAAGUACCUCCUCGAUGAACGCGUCGGAUUUAACUGUCCAUUACAGCCUUACCCAAAUCCACGCUGCAUUUUGAAAUAUUCUGAGAUGUUUCACUUCUUUUUUUUUUUUACUUAUUUUACCUUCAAAUAGGCUGUUUUCUGGUUCCCAGCUGUAAAGAAGCUGCUGACCUCCGGUUACAUUUUCCAGAGGAAAGGUUUAACUUUUACACUGUUACACUGUGGUCAGGUUUUUUGAGUUAUGCUGGUACAUGCACGAGCAUCAGGAAAAGCAGGGUAGAUGUAUUUGAACUACAGAAACUUGAAUUACUCCAAGUGCAAUUCUUCAAAAGCCACUGGACAGCUGUGCUUUGCAAGCCACAAACUCACCCAAACUUCGCUUCAGCCCGAGGGGGAGAGAGACAAGAUGCAAAGGCUAUAGAGUUCAGGUAGGCUCCAGCGUUAACCUCCAGAACCUGGAUGAGUUAAUUUAGAAAUAGCUUCUACUGUACUAGUUGGCAAAUAUAUAUAUAUGUAUACACAUAUAUAUAUUUUUUUAUAUAUAUAUGUAUACACAUAUAUAUAUAUUUUUUAUAUAUAUAUAUUUAUAUAUAUAUAUAAAAAAUGUAGGUAGCAUCCCUGUCACCAGCCUCUCAGUUCUGUUUGCCGCACGGGGGUGGUGUGUGCCCCGGAUGCCUGUCAUCGCACACACUAAUCCCAGCAUGUGAGAGGACCUGGAGGAAAGGGAUGAUAUUUUUACACCCUCUUCUAGGUAAAGCCCAUGAGUAGCUUAGCUGACCCCGUUGGACCCAGUGUGGCCUCAUCCCGGGAAGGGGAGAGGUGGCCUCAGGAGCCACGAGCAUCCUGCCCUCCCACCCUCCCUGGCCGAAGCCCUGGUGCCGGCGGGGUUUGGGGCAGUUUUAUUUUCAGGAGUCAGAGAUGAGCAGGCGAAGGCAGUGGGUUUUGGUUUUUUUUUCUCUUAACGACUCAGAAAUGCAUCUUCAGCGUGUGCGUCCAAUUUAGCAUUUUAUAAGGUGUGUAGAAGCACAGGGGUAUAUAUGGGCAGUGUUGUAAAAAAUGAAGCAACUGGUUAGUAUCUGUUGUAUAUACAUUUUUUGGUGUGAUUAUAAUGCCAUUUGUAUUGAAAUAGCUGAAGUUCCAACAAAAUAACCAUUCUGUCUACUCCUUUUCUUUUUACUGCUCUUUACCUCCAGUCAUCUUGUGUGCACCCAUGUAAAAGGAAGAGAGACCUAUGCGCAGGACAUGAAAUUGUGCCUUCGACAUACAUUAGGACUGCUGGAAGUCGUGGCUUUAUUUCAAAAGGUGCACAACCCCCCCACCGGUUCAUGCAGAAUCCCACUGGUGAGACAUGCAGGUCAUGUUUCUAAAUACUUGAAGUACCAGUUGUAGUGCAAUUAUUUCGCUUCACCCUUUUAUUAGCUUAGAGGAGAGGGGGAGGAAGAUCCGCACAUCCAUCCCUUCGGAUGAGCCAAACAAAUCCCUGCUCCAGCUCCUGCAGUAUUUUACUGGAAAGUUUUAGGAUCCGUUUUUGUUUCGGGUGUAUGAUGUGGCUCCUGGAGUCCCCUUUCUUAAGGUCUUACUUUGGUAUGGGCUUUCCAUUUAGUGCUUUCCUUUGGCUUCCUUAGCCCCUCCCUGAUAUAUUCCUUUUCAUCAUUCACUUAUAAAAAAAGCAACAGCUUCCUGUAAUUCUGAAUUUCCAGUCUGCCUCUUGGACAUGGAGUUAAUGAUUCAUUCAGAGGUACCUCAUUGCUGUGCCUGAGAGAUGAACUGGUGUUCAGAAUUCCCACAUUAUACCUAUUGACCAAACAUUGACUUUUGCUGAGAGCAAACCUGGAAUUGCACGUAUGCGAUGCACGUAUCUUUGCUCCUUUUGAUCAUCAGAGUUAGGAGAACUGGACGGUAAAUCAGAGCUCUAGCUGCAAAGCAUGAGUACACUUUUGGUGUUACAAAAAGUCUGUUUUCAACAAAAGCCUUGAAAUUCCUGCUGAAGCUGCCUUAAUUUAAAAAUCAAAGUUUAUUUGUAAGACUCAUCUCUAUGGGGGUUUUUUCCAAGUUUUGAAAUAGUUUAUUUAUCCUCAUCUCACUAAGCUGUGAAGUAGAUACCGUAGACAUGGUAAUGUUUAUUCUUGUUGCUGAAAGCAUGUUCAUGUGUUCUGUAUCAUGUUAUAUUCAUGUGUUUUGUACCUCAAUGCAUUUGAUUGGUUUUUUUCUUUUAGAGCACAAAGCAAAACUGAAUCCCAGGAUAAAUGUAGUGUCCAUGGCCCAGCAGACAAAAUUCAGCCCUAUGAGAGAGCUGAACCAGACUAGUCCAUUGCCUUUUUUGUUCGUACUAUAAGGAGUAUUUAUGAUUUAUGAUAUUAUGUAUUUAUGAUUUUUUUUUUGUUAAAAUACUGAACUUUAAAAGCUCUGAGUAUAAGCACCCCUUCAAACAUAUCGUUAACAUGAAGCUGAGAAAAAACCCCCUGAGCUCUAUAAAUACUCUACCCUUCUUGAUAUUUUCUAUUUUGUCAACUGAUGGACUGGAGAAGGUUUUGUUUUCAAAUUAAUUGGUUUAAUACUUUCUGGGGCUAGCUGUUGUGGAAGGGCACAGAGCCUAGGUUCAGUUUUGUCCUUUGUGCAAGUAACCGUGCAUUAGAUAAUCACAACGAAGCCUUUUACCUUCCAUUUAUGGUGUGGAAAGUGUUUCUCGCUGUACUGCACUGCAUGUGAUAGCUGUCUCCAUGGUUGACAUUUGCACUUUAAUAAACUCAGAGAUGAAAAGAGGUGAGA